ACAUUCUUGUCUUAAAUAAAUCAGAAUGCAACCUUCAAUGCAACUUAUUUGUUAAUGAGAAGUUUUUAAUGAGCCAGCGAAAGUUUGGGUAAUAAAACGAAUCGAAUUCCAUCGAAACACGAAAAAGAUUAAUAAAAACAAUAACGAAAAACAGGGAACUCUCAGUGUUUUAGAAAUUGUAUGUACUGUACAAGAACGCCCUACUUAAUGCGUGUUCACAUGCAUGUUAUGGGUAUAAACGUACAUUCGAGUAGAUAUAUAGGGUACCAAACAACCCCAUUUUUAAAAACCCAACCAUGUAUGCGAUCCUUAGCAACACACCAUGACGGCAUAAACAAAAUAAUCAAAACAGUUAGUUAAGUUGUACAUUGAACAUGGAAGGAACAUAGUUUCGGUAUAGCAAAGUGUAAUUCCGCUUAGAUCAUAAUGUUACCGAAACAAUUGUCAUCGCCGAAAAAAGACGCUCCUCUCUAUAAGAAACGGAACCUUGACUUCACCGACUAUGCUUACCGGGAAGCAGUCAAUCGACUUAAAUACCUACUGGCUGAUUCAUAUACGGCAACAAAGCGAAAUUCAAUUUGCCAUCGGCACGACGACUCGGAUGACACGGAUAAUGUGUCGAUAAAGACGGUAGAACGACCGGUGCUAUCAGAAAUAUCAAAGUAUCUUCCCGCCAGCCGAUAUAAUUCGUUGAAAAAAUACACCGGCGGAUAUUCGGCGUACACAAAUCAGAGUCCUGGCGCAAAGUCAAAUGUUAAUUCGAGUCUACUUCAAGUACCAUACACUCAUGCAACUCACCUGCCUACAGCAUCACCGUCAUCACAUGGACCAACAACAUUGGCCGAUACUAAUCGUCCUCCGCCCGAAAUUCUGAAUUUCAUUGAAAAACAAGAAGGAUACAUAGAGCAACUGGAACGAGAGUCACAAUUUUGCAGGGACGAGCUCAACAAUCUGCUAACCAAAGUGAAAGAUGUGAUAUCUGAAAAUGAAACCCUUACCGAUCAAGCGAAAGGUGGCGUUUCCCGAUCAGUGUUUCCAGAGUCAUCCGAAAGUGAUGGUGUCGAGCCUGACUAUAACUAUUCCGUUAAACCGAAGGCCAAGGUGCAGUUACACGGACCGAAUAUUGUGUUUGAGUCAAGAAUCAGUGAGUUAGAGGCACAACUGGCACAAUCUUCCAUUGAUUUUAAACGAUUGUUGGAAGAAAAUGAAGCCAACAAACGGAAAAUUGCGUAUGGAUCGAGUGACAUUGGUGGUGGAGCUGGUGAUGUCUACAAGAAACAGAUUGAAAAUUUACAGAGAGACAAGCAAACUCUGGAGGACACCGUCAGGAAGUUACAGCACUCGUUGGAUGAUUUGAAGGCGACGGAUGCAAAUAACUUUACCCGCACCCAAAGAAAUCGAGAUUUGGCAGAACAAUCGGCAUUUGAAAAGGCCCAAGCUGAUAUUGAAAUCAAGCGAUUAAAGGACGAAUUGGAGCGACAACAUGUCCGUGUGCGAGAAAUUCAACACGAAAUGGCCAAAAAAAUUGCCGAGGAACGAGCGAUCGCAGAGCGGAGGUACAACUAUCAGGUUGAUCAACUCGGUGGCGACUUAACUAGUCAAUGGGAAGUGGCAUCACGACUACAACUGGAGCUUGAGCGUCACAAACGUAUGGACGUCGAUAACCGACGUGAUUUGGCUCAGAAGAAUGCACAAAUUGAUGAAAUAAAAAAUGAAUUGAAGGCAAAAACCGCCUCACUUCUUUCGGAUGUGGCUCAAGUGAAUGCCGAAAAGCAAUCUCUUGAACAAGAAAUCACAUCCCUGCGGCUGCAAUUGGAACGAGCCGACCGGCAGUCUAAAGUAGAAACAUCACGGUUGAAUGCUGAGAUAGUGUCUCUUCGUCAGCGGCUAGACAGAUCUGAUUCAGAUCUACUACAUUCUCGACGUGAGAAUUUGCGUUUGGGCGAUCAAAUCUCGUCUCUGGAAAAGGAUCUAGCAUUGGGUGAUCUAAAUAGAGAGCCUAGACCGAGUAAAGAAAUACAAAAGUUAAUGGCGGACAUGGAAGCAAAACAUGUUGCCACUGUAUCUGAACUGGAGGGCAUGGUACAAGGUCAAAGACAGCUCAUGGAAAAACUGACCGCCGAAUGUAAAACACUGACAAAGAGAUUAGAGGACACAACACACAAACACAAAUUAGAGAAAGACAAUUUACGUACAACAAACACCGAAUUGAUGGAUCGACUUAAACGAAUUUGGACUAGUUACAAAGAAGUUUUACCUUCCACUAGUCACUGUUAUUCAAGUGAUUCCGAUCAAAUUAACGAUAAGCACCUAUCGCACAAUCACCGCUCAGACAAGAAGAGCCAAUCUACCGACGAGAGUCACCAGUCGAGCAAUCACGACGCAACAGUCCACUCCAAAAUGAACCGAUCCGACAGCCGGAACGAAAUCCAACCGUUAGCGACAACGAUCUGUCCACAAAAUAUGUCGAACAACCGGAGAGCGACGGAGACAAAUACACGAAAGACAGCAUUGCCACUGAGAAGCAAAAGUCUGGAUCACCGGUCGAGUACAAUUACGGCAAAACUGACAUCGAACGAGAAUCUUCCGUACCAAGCACACAGUCUUUUAUAUCAAAACAGCCACCAGCAGCAACCAAUGAAUCACAGUACACAACCAGUCUGCGCGAAAACCCUGUUCAACAGUACGAGCAACCAGUUGAGUAUAAUGCACCAGGAGCUUAUGAAGCCACUGCAGACAGUUCAGCAAACCAACAACUAUAUGACACAAACUAUGCAACCGAGGAGCAACGUAAAUAUGAUGAACAACCAAAGUAUGACGAGCAGCCAUACGAAUACUCACAACAGCCGUACGAACAAACCUACGAUGCCGGAGCGUAUGACCAACAACAGUACGACCAGCAGCAAUAUGAUCCACAGCAACAAUAUGAUCCUCAAUAUGAUCCCACCAAUCAGCAAUACGAACAAUAUCCAACAAAUUACGACACAAAUUACACAAACCAAACAGCAUACCAAUCCGAACAACAGCAACCCGUCGUCGACCCAUCCGCAUCACUCUCAGGGUACACUGAAUCAGCUCCGAGCAGCGGAACUGUGGGGCAAGACUACGCCGGAACUCGAAUCGAGCCAAAGACACCAACAACCAGACAACAGCCUCAAUUACUGCCGAAACAGCCUCCCCCGGCGUAAUCCCUUGAUUCCGAUGGCAGACGAAAUAAUUCCGGAUGUACCAGCGAUUAGCAUUAGUAGUCCAAGUUUAUUCGAAGAUAGUUCGGAUUCAAGUCCAACGCUUUCACCAGCCAAUACUGUGCAGAAGCUGUUCUAAAAACCCAAUUAUAUUUAGAGUGUGAGUCGUUUACGAGACGAACAUUUCAUUGCGAUUAAGUUAACCAAAUGAAUUCACAAAAUGGAAAUUUAAAUUAUUUAGAAUGAUAACCAAAAUGCAUCAAAAUGAAUAAACCUUUAAACAAUG
Messenger RNA from Bradysia coprophila, 3471 nucleotides. RefSeq lists its product as uncharacterized. Lineage: Eukaryota; Metazoa; Arthropoda; Insecta; Diptera; Sciaridae. Gene Ontology annotation, biological process: centrosome cycle; neuron migration; establishment of cell polarity. Gene Ontology annotation, cellular component: centriole; centrosome. The record is from RefSeq and is a predicted model, not a curated record.